AUGCAUAUCGUUCAGUUUUCCAUCGUUGCUGCGGCCAUUGCUGCGUCCGCCAACGGCGCCAAGGUUGAACAGCGUGAUGUCGACGAAUGCACCUCAGCAGCCAGCGGCCUCGUUGAUGUCAUGAGCGACAUGCCAACUGCAGACAUGACCCUUGCGAGCUUCCUCGCCAAGCAGACUGAUUUCGAAGAUGUCGCCGACUCCUGCGUUAUUCCUGCUGUCACUGGAUCCAUGGCUGCCGCCUACACCUCCUACGCCAAGUCUAUGGAGAACUGGAUCUCCGAGUUCAAGGAUGAUCUCUCUAGCGUUUACGACGCUUGCAAGGAUGUUCCCCAAGUUCAGGAGCAACUCGAAUCCUACGCUAUUCCUAGUGGACUAUGCUCUUCUUAUGCUUGGGCUACCGCUUCUGCCACAGAGAUUGCUACUGCAACUGCCAAGGCGACCAACUCUGUCGCAGAUACAGCCACAAGCACCGCCACAGAGACUACCUCCAGCAUCUCUACACCUAGCAACGUUGCUGAGAACUCUGCUGUACGCAGCACUGGGUUUGGAGUCAUUGCCGUUGUCGCCGUUGUCGGUCUGACUGUCGCUGGAGCUCGCUAG
Molecule: messenger RNA, 600 nt
Organism: Fusarium pseudograminearum CS3096
Lineage: Eukaryota; Fungi; Ascomycota; Sordariomycetes; Hypocreales; Nectriaceae
Exons: 1
Coding region: 1-600 (199 amino acids)
Source: RefSeq, a predicted model, not a curated record